Molecule: messenger RNA, 2000 nt
Organism: Gadus chalcogrammus (walleye pollock)
Lineage: Eukaryota; Metazoa; Chordata; Actinopteri; Gadiformes; Gadidae
Gene: cdk18
Product: cyclin dependent kinase 18
Exons: 16
Coding region: 242-1672 (476 amino acids)
Biological process (GO): protein phosphorylation
Cellular component (GO): nucleus; cytoplasm
Molecular function (GO): ATP binding; protein kinase activity
Source: RefSeq, a predicted model, not a curated record
CCGUCUCCCCCAUCUCCUGAGCUUCCAGAGGUGCUCCUCUGCUUCUUCGUGGUCCUCCUCUUCCUCGUGGUCCUCGCCAUCCCCCUCCGCCUGCCCGUUGCAGCGAGCGGAGGCUGUGGAUUUAGCCGGCACCGUGGGAGGCAGGCUCGACCGAGUGGCUUAAAGAUAGAGACGGGAACGUAAAGAGAGAGAGGAGAAGCCUGUGGAUGAUCUCGUCACUCCUACCCUGCUCAUCCCCACCAUGAACAAGAUGAAGAACUUCAAGAGGCGCUUCUCUCUGUCGGUGCCACGCACCGAGACCAUCGAGGAGAACGAGUACACGGAGCAGAUCAACCAGCUCAACAUCCGACACACCCAGGGGCUGGAUCACCACCAUGACAGUCUGGGUGUCCCGUCCCAAGACCGAAGCCCAGUGACUCCUGAGCUGGCCCCCACUGGCACCCAGUCCCCCUCCCAGCUGCUGUACCACAGCAAGGCCCAGCACCGCCGCUUCUCCAUGGAGGACGUCAGACAGCGCAUGUCCCUGUCCAUGGACCUCCGCCUGCCCUCUGAGCUCCUGCAGAAGCUGCAGCUGGAGAGCCAGACCUCGCCGCCGCCGACCCCCGCCUGCAAGCCCCUCAGCCGCGUCUCCCGGCGCGCCUCGCUGUCUGACAUAGGCUUUGGCAAGCUGGAAACCUACGUUAAGCUGGGCAAACUGGGCGAGGGGACAUAUGCCACAGUUUUUAAAGGGAGGAGCAAACUCACUGAAAACUUGGUGGCACUGAAAGAGAUUCGCCUCGAGCACGAGGAGGGAGCACCCUGCACGGCCAUCAGAGAGGUGUCUCUACUGAAGGACCUCAAGCACGCCAACAUCGUCACCCUCCAUGACAUCAUCCACACAGAGCGCUCUCUAACACUGGUCUUUGAAUACCUGGAUAGUGAUCUCAAGCAGUAUUUGGACAGCUGUGGAAACCUGAUGAGCAUGCACAACGUCAAGAUCUUUAUGUUCCAGUUACUGCGGGGUCUGAAUUACUGCCACAAGAGAAAGAUCUUACACAGAGACCUCAAACCACAGAAUCUGCUCAUAAACGACAAGGGAGAGCUCAAGCUGGCUGACUUCGGGCUGGCCAGGGCCAAGUCGGUCCCGACCAAGACCUACUCCAACGAGGUGGUUACGCUGUGGUACCGGCCCCCCGACGUUCUGCUGGGCUCCACAGAGUACUCCACCCCCAUCGACAUGUGGGGGGUCGGCUGCAUCAUGUUCGAGAUGGCCACUGGCCGGCCCAUGUUCCCCGGAGCCACUGUGAAGGAGGAACUCCAUCUGGUCUUCAGACUCAUGGGGACGCCGACGGAGGACACCUGGCCGAGCAUCGGCAGCAACCAGGAGUUCAGGUCAUACGUGUUCCCCCAGUACCGGCCUCAAGCCCUCCUCAACCACGUGCCCAGGUUAGAUACAGAGGGAAUCGAUCUUCUGAAUGCACUAUUAAUGUUUGACACUAGAACACGGGUCAGCUCAGAAACGGCCCUGCAUCACUCCUACUUCCUGAGCCUGGGGGAGAACAUCCAUAGCCUGGCCGACACGGCCUCUGUGUUCUCUCUGUCUGAGGUGAGGCUGCAGAAGGACCCGGGACACCGUAGCUCUGUGUUCCAGGCCCCAGGCCGGGGCAAGAACCGAAGACAGAGCAUCUUCUAGAGGCUGGCCCUGCCGACGCUGAGGACAACACCUCAUCCAUGAAGACCCAGGCUCAUAGGAACAGACAACAUGGCCCACUCGCACCACACACACACACACACACACACACACACACACACACACACACACACAUACACACACACACACACACACACACACACACACACACACACACACACACACACACACACACACACACACACACACACACACACUCACACACACACGCUCACACAAACACAUAUCACAGGAUAACACAUAUCACAGGCACACAAUGGCACACACGCAAGGGUUUCCUUUUGAGGAUGUACUCGGCUGCACUUGAAAC